This is a messenger RNA of Polychytrium aggregatum, 2364 nucleotides long. RefSeq lists its product as uncharacterized. The record is from RefSeq and is a predicted model, not a curated record. The coding region runs from base 1 to 2364 and encodes 787 amino acids. Gene Ontology annotation, molecular function: calcium:proton antiporter activity. NCBI's taxonomy places the organism in Eukaryota, Fungi, Chytridiomycota, Chytridiomycetes, Polychytriales. Gene Ontology annotation, cellular component: membrane; endomembrane system. Gene Ontology annotation, biological process: intracellular calcium ion homeostasis; calcium ion transmembrane transport. The transcript has 7 exons.
AUGUGGUGCUUGUCACUGUUGAACGAAUGCAGUGCAGCGGGUGGCUUCCGGUUGCACCUCCAUUUCGAUCGCUACAGCCCCCUGCCCCUGUUACUGCCCCUGCUGCUGCCGCGGCUUCCUCGGUCUCGAUCAGAUCGCUUGCUUCAACUAUGCUGCUUCUCGCACCGCAUCUGCUCACAGGCCAUCAACUACGAGCACCCCUUUGGUAUCAAGAUCUGGAAGCCCGCUCUCUACAAGAAACAUCGAAGCAUCGAUCACGUCAGCUACUCUGCUCUGCAUUCGCUCCCCGGCGCUUCCUACGAGCUCGAGCUGUUCCUGUCCCCCUUCAACUGGCUCUGGACGAUUCUCUUUGGCUGGUGGAUCGCGCUGGUGUAUCUGGCCCUGGCCCUGGCUGUCUUCUUCCCGGUGGGCCUCCUUGGCAAGCUCGUCCUUCUGCUCUCCUUCGGGUCCAGCUGGAAGUCUGUCCUUGCAAACCUCUCUGGCUAUAUCCUGUGGCCCUUUGGCAAGUACAUCGCCAAGAAGCGGCUCAAGCCGGUCCGCGCACCCACGGGCGAGUCCACUGGCCUGCUCUCCGACUUUGAUCAGCUCGACUCUACUCCCGAGAUCUUUGUUGUCCCAUCCUCGGCGCCGCUCUCAAAUCGCUCCUCGCAGCAGCAGCAGCAGCAGCAGCAGCAGCACCUCGCUGCCUCCUCCCCAGAGGCCGAAUCCCACGAAGAUGCCGCAAACCACCGCCGCACCAGCGUCUCGCGCCGUCCCACUGGCCUGUGGGCCAACCUCAAGCGAUGGCUAACCUUCCUCUUUGACUCGGGUCUCACCGGCAUUGUGUUCCACUUCAUCACGCUGCUGGUGCUCGCCCCGAUCCACCUGGUGGUCUCACUCACUGGCUUCCUCUUGGUCUUCCCCAUUCCCAUGGCCCGGCUCAACUACUCGCUACUCAAGCAUCUGCUGCGACACCCACUUUCCUCCAUCACCCUCGGCGGUCGGCAUGCCGGUGACGAUGACACCCUCAUCCUGUGCACCCGACAUGCGGUCGGACUCAAGUACUACAAGUACACCUUUGACGGCGUCAACAUCAUCAUUGUCGAUCUGCUCGGCUUUGUGCUGUUCUCGCUUCUGCAGUACUAUUUCACCGGCCCGCGCUUCGGAUACACUGGGUUUGCCAGCCACACGACCAUCCUGUUCAGCGCUCUCAUCUCGACCGUGCCCCUGGCCUACUAUGUCGGCAUGGGCGUCUCCUCGAUCACAGCGCAAACCGGUCUCGCCCUGGGUGCCGUCAUCAACGCCACCUUUGGCAGUGUCAUCGAAAUCAUCCUCUACGUCAUGGCGCUGAUCCAGGGCAAAGGCCGACUUGUCGAGGGCUCGGUCAUCGGCUCGAUUCUGUGCGCUCUGCUGAUGCUGCCGGGCUUCUCCAUGAUCGCGGCCGGCAUCAAACGAAAGGAGCAGCGCUUCAACGCCAAAUCGGCCGGCGUCACUUCGACCAUGCUCAUCAUGAUGCUCGUUGCUGCUUUUGCGCCGACUUUCUUCCAGGAGCUCUAUGGCACAUUCGAGCUCAAGUGUGGCGUCUGUCCGCCCUCCUCGGAUCACACCUCGCCGCUCAAGUGUCGCGAAUGCCGAUACUUCCAGCCACAUCCGACCCUGGAGCCGAUCUACGCCACGGCAACCCGUCCUUUGACGUAUAUUUGUGCCAGCGUGCUGUUUCUGACGUACGUCAUCGGCCUGUGGUUUACCCUCCGAACACACUCCUCGCGCAUCUAUCCCAAGAAAAAAUUAUCGGAGGUGGUCCAGGAAAUCGCCGAUGUUGCUUCUUCUGUUGGCUCGGGCCUGGACUCGGACGACGAGUCAGACGACGAGAUGGCCGGCGGACACGGCUCCUCCAACUGGGGCCCCUUCAAGAGCGUCAUGCUGCUGCUGACCGCGACGGUGCUCUUCUCGAUGAUUGCCGAGGUGCUGGUGUCGUGUGUGUCGGUGGUGCUGGAGAACAACAAGUCCAUCGACGAGAAGUUCCUGGGCAUCACCCUCUUUGCCAUCGUUCCGAGCAUGACCGAGAUAUACAAUGGCAUUGCCUUCGCCCAGCAGGGCAACUUGGCGCUUUCCUUCGAGGUUGGCUCGGCGUAUGCCAUCCAAAUCGCCCUGGUUCAGCUUCCUGCCCUGAUUGUCUUCAGCACAUGGUGGAGAAACUUUGAGACGUUUACGCUCAUCUUCCCGCGCUGGGAUGUCAUCUCUGUUGUCCUGAGUGUCUUUAUGCUGACGUACAUCUACAUCGAGGGCAAGAGCAACUACUUCAAGGGGACCAUGCUUAGCUUGGCUUAUGUGGUCAUGAUCGCUGCCUUCUGGUACGUUCCGACCAAUGACGUUGCUAGCUGA